CAUCUCUCUCUCUCUCCCCCUAUUUCUCCCCACCCAACUCAAGCACAGCUCAUCUCUCUCUCUCUCUCUCGCAAAAAGAAAAAGCCACCCAUCAAUGGAAAAUCCCUCAAAACCUCAAGACAAAGACAACUCAUCUAUCAUUCAAACCUCUCCAAAUAGCAGCAGCAGCAGUAGCAAUGGGAUACCUCUCACCCCAAAAACCAUCACAAGAGCUGAAAACAAUUCAUACCCAACAACCUUCAUCCAAGCAGACACCUCCUCCUUCAAGCAAGUAGUCCAGAUGCUCACAGGCUCCUCUGAGACAACCAAGCAAGCAUCCAAGACCGUUGAUCCAUCGAAAACAUCGAUACCGCCCAUCAAGACGGGCCCAAAGAAACCGGCUUUCAAGCUCUAUGAGAGGAGAAGCAGCCUUAAGAACUUCAAGAUCAGCCCACUCAUGCCUGGAUUCCACGUCAAUUGUAACAACGGGUUCUCACCAAGGAAACCUGAGAUCCUCUCCCCAAGCAUGCUUGAUUUUCCCUCCCUUGUUCUCAGCCCUGUUACGCCGUUGAUCCCCGAUCCAUUUAAUAGGCCGAUGGUGAUGAUUGAUUCCAGUGGGGUUUCAGCUGAGGAGAAAGCGAUCGCCGAGAAAGGAUUUUACUUGCACCCGUCACCGAUCUCAACCCCACGAGAGUCUGAGCCUCAGCUGUUGCCGCUCUUUCCGUUGACAUCUCCUCGGGCGUCGUCGAAUUCUUCUUGAGAUCUGUAAGAAUUUUGGCAAUGUUGAUGAAAUAUGGGUUGUGGAUUAUUUAUAGAGAUCUUGCUUCAAAUGGUGUUUUUGAUCUCUUCUUUUUUCACCUUAAUUUCAAUAUCCCACUUUGCUUUUUUAUCAAUAUAAGAUGUUUUCUUUUCUUA
Messenger RNA from Magnolia sinica, 894 nucleotides. Its product is annotated as VQ motif-containing protein 4-like. The record is from RefSeq and is a predicted model, not a curated record. The transcript has a single exon. The coding region runs from base 95 to 739 and encodes 214 amino acids. NCBI's taxonomy places the organism in Eukaryota, Viridiplantae, Streptophyta, Magnoliopsida, Magnoliales, Magnoliaceae.